Trichobilharzia szidati is the source of this 2523-nucleotide messenger RNA. Lineage: Eukaryota; Metazoa; Platyhelminthes; Trematoda; Strigeidida; Schistosomatidae. The record is from the annotation of a GenBank genome assembly.
AUGCGUUCAGUAUUCACAAAAAAACCAAAAAUGAAAUUGAAUUCGAAAUCAAAAGUUGAGUUGAAUGCAAAAGAAAAUGAGUCAGUAUUACCUUCAGAAGAGAAAACUUUGUUAGAGGAACGAAAUGAAGAAUUACGAGAUAAAUAUUCUUUUAAACGUAAAGAUGGAAAAAAGAAACCACGCUCAGGUAGCAUGACAUCUUCAUCUUCAGAAGUAUAUAUACGCCGUGGAUUAGGUGUAUCAGUCACUUUUGAAUCUACUCUACCCACACAAAUAUGGCAAGCGUCACCAAGCCCAUCACCACCGUUAAGUGAGAAGAUGAAAAAUGGUACAAAAGGUGUGUACAAAAAUUGUGCUUCUAGUUCUUCUAAUCAAAAAUGGAAUUCAGAAGGAUCAAAUACAAGAAUUCGGAUGAGUAAACAAAGUUUUCAUGGGAGCUUAAAUAAUAUUGAUGAAUUGGAUGAUAGUAGUGAUGAGACAAAUCCAUCUGGCUUAAGUUAUCCAUCCUUAAGUAGUUGUACAAGCAGUGAUGAAACAACAACUAGUCAGGAAAGAUUGAAUCAUCCCCUAGGUAGCAGUACAUCUGAUAGUAGCUCCAGUUUAGAUUUACACGUAAUACAGAAUAACGGAUCACAUUCCAAACGGAGAAGUAGUGAAAGGCAUCAUAAAAAUAAAAAAGAUAAAGAAGAUGAACGAUAUAAGAGUCGUAGAGUGGUCAAUGAAAAACGCCGCCAAUACACAACGCAAAGUUUGAGCAGUAGUAGCACAAGCAGUGAAGAAGAUUUAGAAGCUUUCGGAUGGGAUGAGAAGACUAUUUCUGCUCUCACAAACAGAAGUAAAUGUAACAAACAAUGUCCAAUAUUUCCCUCAAACGGGAAGUUUGAUUUGCGUUCUAAGAAUGUAAACGAAUGUCUGGUGAGUCCGAAAAGGUUACCACAAGGUCAAAGAAUGGAUUUACGCUGGAAACCAGAUGCAGGACUGGCGAAAUUAAAACUCUCCUCCCCCGUUAGAAUAUGUAAUCAAUUUCAUGUAGAUACUCCUGUUCUUCAUCCCCAAACCUGCAUAUUAUCUCGGAGACUAAACCCUUUGAUUCAGUCUAGUUCCCCUAAUACGACAAAUAUAAAAUCACACCCCAUAGUACCCAACAGUAGUUACGCACAUAACUCUCUUAAUAAUAAUAAUGAAUUGCUAGCAGUUGUUAAUACUGAUUUUCGUCCAUCAGCAGAAUGGAAAGAAAGGUACAAAUUAUUAAGCGUUCGUCAAGGAGAGUAUGUCUGCGUUCUAAAUCACAACCUACAAAGUUCAACAAACAACAGUGCUAUGGAUGAUAAAACCAAAUAUACGGGAAUCCAACAGAAAGUAAUGUUUCCUUUGACAGAAAAUAACUUUUGGUUCUAUGUACGUCGGUGGUGCGUUGACCACUUAGUGGCCACAGGAACACCAGGGUAUAUUCCUCGUCAAACCUGUAGGGUUUUGUCGAACUGCGAAAUUAGUAGUCUCAGGUGUACAAGUCAGAAGGCAAGAACGCCGUGGGAUAGAGCCUCCAAUGCCCACUUUGUAUCAAUGACUGAUCCUCAAAUUGGUGAGAGUUCCAGCUCAAAGCAUGGAGUCAUGCAAGCAAAUAAUGAAUUUAGACCACCGCAACCAACAACAAAUAAAGAGCUAACAAAUAGAAAUCCACAUACCAACGCAACGUGUCCAAAUCAAGUUAGUAUGGUAUUUAAUACACAAGUGGACAGACGAAAUGCUGUCUAUUCAUUGCAAAAUUUCACACCAGACACAUCAGUAAACUUCCUACCACCUCCGCCACCAGGUUUCGGUUCUGGUGCAUCAAUUGGUUCUGAAACAGAGGAUAAAGACUCCGGAAGGGGCCCGAGUUCUGGCUCAGAAUGGGGUAGUGGCCGUGGGGGUAGUUCAAAUAUCACAUUAGACAGAUCUGUGGUUGAACAUACUUCAAGUGAAAUAGGAUUAGACUUCCAGGGAUCACAGCCAAAUAGGCGUUCAAGAAAUGUUAAAAGUGCAGAAGAAUCUCAACUUGGAUGGUAUGCUCCAACAGGACUAGCAUGGUCUGAGCGGGGUUUCCACGAAGGAGAAGAAUCAUUAUCACGUGACUCAGCAUUUCAAAGUCCUAACACAGACAACUUAACACCACCAGUACAUAUGAAAGAUGUUAAUCAAAAUCUCCCCACACAGCAAACGUAUCCACCAUCCGCAAUAACACUGACCACUAUUACUGGAAACACUCCAGUUCUAGAGAUGAGACACAAUGGUACUCCAACAUUAUGUGCUCGAGGAGUCCCCUUGGCAAUAAGUACAAACGGACCUGACAGUUUAGCUACAAGUACAACCACUUGUGCUACAGUAGUUGAUAUAAGAGAAAUACAAGACGACAACUUAAAUAAUAUGAAGAGUGGUCCAUCGACAAAAUAUCGAGUACCCACCCCAGAUCCUUCAUGUUGGGAACCUUAUAAAACGGUGAUUCAUGUGAAUGAAACCAGUCUUGAGAAAUUUACCCUUGUGUAA